CGUUGCGUAGAUGUUUCUUGAAUAAUUACAUCGCUCCUAUGGGACUGGAUUCACAGGGCCAUGGCAACACGAAAGCAAUUUAUAUUGACGUCACUAAUAAUGCUGGCAUCCAAGAUGAUAGGGUGUGGCAUCUGUCAAAUGGAUGACUCCGAGUUGCUCGUCUUAUCUCGAAAAGUUCGAUAUGCCUUGUUUCCAGAUGCGAGCACCAUGGGGUUGUAUCUGGCCGUUGCUGUGCCCCUUGAAGAUGCCAGUUACAGCGUUUCGUUAUCCUGGAACUUCGAAGCUAAUUACCAGCUCCCAUCCAACUACACAGAACUAAUACUUCCGUUUGUACUGGCCGGUGCUUCACGAAGCGAGCGACAAUUCAGCAGGCGUAACGCCUAUCAAAUGGUAGAGAAAAGAUUUCGAAGUUACGGUUUGAAAGGCAGGGAGUGUCUCCUGAGAACUAUCUGCGAAGCAGCCGAAAGUCCAUUACGUCAUAACGGACUUAUGGGUGAUAUUCUGCACAUAAUUUUCACAGUGACGUCAGUGGCACUGCUAUCGGUGAAGAUCACCUGUCAACUUGAUGAGCACACUGACUUCGCCGUCCUUUCUAGGAAACUACGUUACAUCUUCUUCCCAGAAGGCUCAGUAAUGGGGAUGGUUUUAGCUGCAAGCAUUCCACUUCAAAGCAACAAGGAACUCUCCGAGACCUGGUUUAUGGAGGCAGCUUAUCACCUUCCAGAAUUUCCCUUCAAUGCAUCAGACAUAUUAGACAGUGUGAUGUCAUACAGAAUUUCCAGAGAUCUGAACAGGACUGGGUUAUACCACAUGCUGGAGAAAACGUUUCACAGGUUCGGAUUCGAUGGAAGAGAAUGCCUGUUAAGGACAAUCUGUGAAGUUACUGGAAAUUCGCUCUAUGAAAACAAGCAAAAUGGUUUGCUGGGAGAUCUGGUACAUAUCAUUUUCACUCCUUCAUCCUCUUUGGAUGAGACACUUCCUUUGCCUUUCAACACCGCAGAACAACUUGGAACAAAUGGUGAAGAUUGCCAACUUGCCUACUCAAAAUGUUCUUUUGGACUUUUGGACGCCAUCACCACACACAGAGACUAAUUACAUGGAAGCAGUAUGUGACUUACGGCUCCUACGAGUGAACAGCAUACUUACUGCCUUUUACCUGCAUGAUUAAAUAGAAGGCUAAACCUUUAUACAAAGAAAGUGACCACCAGUACUCCUGCUCUCUACUGAUGCUGUGUUCUCCCAAUCCUUCAUUUUAAAUCAGUCCACAAUAUUUUCUUUUCCUCACGCGUGCACAAUCAGGUCAUCUGGUUCUCUUCCAAUAUAGAAUAAAAUAGUGAAUGCUGUAGACCUUUGGUGAAUCUCCUAGACGUGAAAGGGGGCACGUGGUGGCGUAGUGGAUGAGGGGCUAUGCUACAAGCCGGAAGGCCGCGGGUUCAAGUCCCGUU
Messenger RNA from Cryptotermes secundus, 1445 nucleotides. RefSeq lists its product as uncharacterized. NCBI's taxonomy places the organism in Eukaryota, Metazoa, Arthropoda, Insecta, Blattodea, Kalotermitidae. The transcript is spliced from 8 exons. The coding region runs from base 61 to 1092 and encodes 343 amino acids. The record is from RefSeq and is a predicted model, not a curated record.